Molecule: messenger RNA, 617 nt
Organism: Miniopterus natalensis
Lineage: Eukaryota; Metazoa; Chordata; Mammalia; Chiroptera; Miniopteridae
Gene: LY96
Product: lymphocyte antigen 96
Biological process (GO): detection of lipopolysaccharide; innate immune response; toll-like receptor 4 signaling pathway
Cellular component (GO): lipopolysaccharide receptor complex
Molecular function (GO): lipopolysaccharide binding; Toll-like receptor 4 binding; lipopolysaccharide immune receptor activity
Source: RefSeq, a predicted model, not a curated record
UCAUGUGACUGAUGACUAAGUGAAUUUUUUCUGCUUACUGAAAGGGAAGAGCCUGAGGAUGAGUUACUGAUUCUCCUUGCAUUUCUAAAGUUUUGGAGAUAUUAAAUCAUGUUUCCACUUAUGCUCUUUUCCAUGCUGUUUUCUUCCACAUGUACUGAACCCAGGGAGCCCCACUGGAUCUGCAACUCCUCUGAUUUGACCUUUUGGUACACUUAUUGCGAUCACAUGGAAUAUCCGAUUUUGAUAAAAACUGAACCCUGUAUACAAUUGAUGGGAAGCAAAGGAUAUUUGCAUAUUUUCUACAUUCCAAGAAGAGAUAUAAAAAAAUUAUAUUUCAAUCUAUAUUUAUCCUAUAACUCCUUAAAUUUUCCGGUGCGCCAAGAAGUUGUUUGCCGAGGAUCUGAUGAUGAGUUUUCUUUUUGUAGAGCUCUAAAGGGAGAGACUGUGAAUACAACAGUGUCAUUCUCCUUCAGGGGCAUACGAUUCUCUAAGGGACGGUACCAAUGUGUUGUGGAAGCCAUCACUGGGAAUACUGGAGAAAUGCUCUUCUGUUUGAAUUUUACCAUCAUACACUACUCUGGUUUCAAUUAGAAUAAAUCGAGUAUAUUUUUAUUUUU